AUGUUCGCUGUCGCUUUACUUCUUGUUGUUUUGGCGGAUGUUGCCGUCGCUUUCCAAUGCUCACCGGACACCAUUUUGAGAAUGGCGACCGAUAAACGAGCGAAACAAAUAGAAAGGGAGUGCCAUCUUGCAAAGACUGGCGAGCCAGAAUGUGAGACGAAAAGUGCUUUGGAAAAAGCUUGGGAUGACUUCACGAAGCUUGAAGACCAAUACAAGGAGGCUGUAGCCCAGUGCCGAGAAACUGCUGCGAAAUCAAUUCAACGACGAGCUCACCAAAAGCGCCACAUUGCCCAUCGUAGAAAGGAGCAAUCGAUUGAAUCGAAGGUACGACCCGAAAGUGAACAGUUUGACGUAGCUCAUGCGAUCCGAGUGAAAAGGCAGGUCUGCAAGACGAAAGCCUCUCAAGAAUUAAACCAACUUGCGCAAGACUUCAGUUUGCACUGUGAGAGGGACAACAUAUGCCUACCCGAAGAGGAUCUGCCAGAAGGCCCACAACGUGAUCGCUUCAAAGAAUUGCACGGAUCUCGAGCUAAAAAGUACUCUGCCUAUCUAACGCAACUCUCGCUUUGCUAUGGUCGCCUCUCUUAG
This is a messenger RNA of Haemonchus placei, 588 nucleotides long. The record is from the annotation of a GenBank genome assembly. NCBI's taxonomy places the organism in Eukaryota, Metazoa, Nematoda, Chromadorea, Rhabditida, Trichostrongylidae.